GCCAAAUUCGAGGCAGCGGCAGCAGCUGAUCGCUCGUGUAGCCGUGGACGCGUUUCUUCCCUCCUCCGCGUGGAAGUUUGGCCCGUUUGGGGACCGCGAAUGCCGCCGGCCGCUUUGGCUUGCUAGUUUCGCUUCCGCAGCCCAGCGCUUGCGCCAUGGCCGAGAAGUUGCAGCCGCGCACUUUGCGGCUCUCGCCUCCCGGCUUGGGCUUAGCCGAGGGGCGCGGGGAGCGAGGGGCCGUCAGGAUGUUGGGGGACAUGGAUGAAGAAGACGACGCCUUCCAGCUUCCGACGGGAGGGACCAGGCUGGCCUCUCUCUUUGGACAGGAUCAGACAACUACAGAGUCUGGAAAUGUGCUCUUCCAAUACAUGCUACCCAAGCAGCCUAAAAAAGGUCAACUAUCUACCGGUAAGUAAACUGUUCACAAUGCC
Podarcis raffonei (Aeolian wall lizard) is the source of this 431-nucleotide messenger RNA. RefSeq names its product FK506-binding protein 15-like. The coding region runs from base 156 to 416 and encodes 86 amino acids. Lineage: Eukaryota; Metazoa; Chordata; Lepidosauria; Squamata; Lacertidae. The record is from RefSeq and is a predicted model, not a curated record. The transcript has 2 exons. Gene Ontology annotation, cellular component: growth cone.